Molecule: messenger RNA, 1904 nt
Organism: Hyla sarda
Lineage: Eukaryota; Metazoa; Chordata; Amphibia; Anura; Hylidae
Product: probable glutamate receptor
Exons: 11
Coding region: 123-1556 (477 amino acids)
Biological process (GO): modulation of chemical synaptic transmission; synaptic transmission, glutamatergic; monoatomic ion transport
Cellular component (GO): AMPA glutamate receptor complex; dendritic spine; plasma membrane
Molecular function (GO): AMPA glutamate receptor activity; transmitter-gated monoatomic ion channel activity involved in regulation of postsynaptic membrane potential
Source: RefSeq, a predicted model, not a curated record
GAAACUGCAGGGUUUGCAAUGUUUUCCUGAGAAGCUCUUUUCUUUCUCUCUCGAUUGCUGUUGAGAGGAGAAUUACAGACACGGGACACCGCAUCCAGGAGGCGAACUUAAGUGAGACAGCCAUGAAGAAAUCCCUGGUGUUGGUUUUCACACUUGUCAUCCUGUGGAUGGAGGACACAGGUGCGGAAGAAUCAGAUGGAUUUCACCUAAAGGGAAGAACAAAGCGUCAAAUUCCAAAAACUGUAAAGGUCACCACCAUUCUGGAACAGCCCUUUGCUAUGAUGACUGACUCUGAUUUGGAAGGAUUCUGUGUGGAUCUUCUGUCGGAACUUUCUAAAACCUUGAAGUUCAACUAUACAUUACAUGUGGUGAAAGACGGUCGGUACGGCGCCAAAGACCAGAAUGGAAAUUGGAACGGGAUGGUUGGAGAGGUCAUCAGGAAGGAGGCAGACUUGGCAGUGGCUCCUUUGACCAUUACUGCAAUAAGAGAGGACACAAUAUCUUUCACCAAACCCUUUUUGCAGACCGGAAUUGGCAUACUUCUCAAGAAAGAGUCGUUUUCUGACGGGUCUUACUUUUUUGGCUUCCUAAAUCCUUUCAGCAAAGAACUGUGGAUAGGAAUCAUUAUCUCUUAUGUGAUCACCAGCCUGUGCCUGUUCCUAGUAGGAAGGGUAAGUCCAUGUGAAUGGGCUGAACCAUCGAAUGAACAGAAUCGGUACACUCUGCUGAACAGUCUUUGGUUUGGCAUGGGAGCACUUACACUGCAAGGUGUGGAGCCUCAGCCCAAGUCUGUGUCUGCCAGAAUCAUUGCCGUUAUUUGGUGGCUCUUUUCCAUUACCCUAUUGGCUGCCUAUAUCGCCAGUUUUGCUUCAUAUGUAAACAACACCAAAGCGCAAACUCCAAACAUUCAGACAUUCGAUGAUUUGCUGAAGCAAAAUAAAAUUGAGUUUGGGACAUUGGCCAACUCUUCCACCUUCAAUUUCUUUAAGAAUUCUAAAAACCCAACUUUGCGAAUGAUUUAUGAGUAUAUGGAUAAAAGAAAAGAUCGAGUACUCGUGAAGACUUUUUCCGAAGGAGUCCAAAAAGUCAGAGAGUCAAACUACGCCUUCCUGGGAGAGUCCCUCAGCCAAGACUAUGUUGCGGCCAAACACUGCGAUCUUGUUCGUGCCCCGGAAAUCAUUGGAAGAAGAGGUUAUGGUGUCGCUGCUGCACUAGACUCGCCCAUCAUCAGGCCCCUGUCAAUCGCAAUUCUGGAACAAUUUGAAUCCGGUAAUCUGGAGUAUCUGCGGCAGAAGUGGUGGGAAAACACAUGCACGUCUGCAGAAGUGCAUGAUGGCUGGGUGCCCGUGCAACCCCAAACCCUGGGGGGAAUUUUCCUCAUUCUGGGCAUCGGUCUGGCCCUGGGACUGAUCAUCUCAUUCAUUGAGCUGGUGUGUAAAUCGAAGUGCAAGGCGGUCCAACAGCAGAAGUCCUGCUGUUCUGCCUUCUCAGAAGAAAUAGGCGAGCGCUUUGGAAAAAGUGAAAAUCAGGAGAGUCUGGAAAAGGUGCAACCAUGAGAUUACAGCAAGUUGGGAUAUGAAAAAAAAAUAAUAAUAAUCUUUUGUGAAUUUGCAGUUAAAUAACCUACUUUCUGUAGUGGUGCCUUUCUGUACUAGUGUAUUUGACCAGUCAUGAAUAUGGUGCUCAGAAGUCUUUUUAUUUUUUACUAUUUUAAAGUUACUUGUCCUACAGAAAUAACUAUAGUAACACAACAAGCUUUAAGACUCACACGUGUACGUAACAUGGAUCUAACUAAUUCAAUUGUGGUCAGUUCUGUACAAAGACCUCUGAGUUAUAUUCAAGAUAAUGGUUUGGGUAACUACUGCUAUUUGGCUAACUUGCCAUUAAACAGGUACUUCAGAGGG